Cucurbitaria berberidis CBS 394.84 is the source of this 2355-nucleotide messenger RNA. RefSeq lists its product as uncharacterized. Bases 285 to 2162 code for a protein of 625 amino acids. The transcript has a single exon. The record is from RefSeq and is a predicted model, not a curated record. Lineage: Eukaryota; Fungi; Ascomycota; Dothideomycetes; Pleosporales; Cucurbitariaceae.
GAGAGGGUCGCCAGGAUUUGCCACGUGGCGUUGGACGUGGUCGUUUAGCUGCCCCUCCCCUGCUGCUACAGAAACUAAACUGACACGUCAGCUGACCGCUAGGCUUCAGUCUCAUCUCAAGUUUCAAUGUUUUAUUUCAACAGAGAAAGGACGAACAGUAGCGAUUGCUACCCGCUAUAGUAUCACAAGCUAAUUUCGGGUUUUUCGCGAUAUAAACACCAAAUUUCGUUAAAUGGAAGUGGUUUAUCUUAGUACUACCCUGUGUAGCUUCGCUCGUAGCCAACAUGGAUUUACCGAGCUAUCGCUAUGAGCCUCUCACUCCCAAGACUCCUGCCAUCCGCCUCCUCGAUGUUCUGCCUUCAAAACCUGGCGAAUUGUGUUGUCAACUUAACGAAGUAUUUCUUGAUCAGAAUCCAAAAUUCACGACCGUAUCCUAUUGCUGGGGCGCUACAAAGCGCACAAUUCCAACCACCUUUCUUUGCGAGAAUGGAAAGCAUGCGCAGCUCAACAUCACACCAAAUCUGCAAAGCUUUCUUCUUCAAUUUAUCAUCAAUCAUCCAGAUCAUGGCACAAGGCCAAUGUUGUGGGUAGACGCUGCCUCCAUAAAUCAGGACGACAAUGAAGAGCGAAGCGCGCAGGUCGCAAUGAUGCAGGACAUCUAUCAUAAAGCCGAGCGCGUUAUUGCAUGGCUUGGAGAAGGCACUCUACAAAGCGACGCUGGAAUGGCCUUCAUUCCCCAACUAGUCGCUGCAGAGCAGCGAGCGAAGAUGCUUGACGGCACUCUCAGCUCCAUCUCAACAUGGCGCCGUCUGAGAAUGCUUGGCCUCCCAAAAGAAGGCAACGACGACAAAUAUGAGGCUUUCGUGUCCUUGUUCAAAAGAGAAUGGUUCUCUAGGGUGUGGAUUAUUCAGGAAGUCGCGAUGGCUAAAGAAGUACAACUCACGUGUGGCUCACAGUCAGCUUCCUGGGAUGACUUUGUGAAGGCGUACUUCUUCAUGAACACUCUCAACUUAAUUAUGCCGGAUCCGGCAGGUUCCACUCCAAGCUUAAUUAGGGUUCACGGCGUUAUUCUUUCGAGAGAGUCGAGAGUGCUACAUCAUACCAGAGACUUACUAGGCAUCCUUUUGCGCAGUCGAUCAUCACUUGCAACGGAUCCAAGAGAUAAAAUAUUCGCACUCCUAGGGCUUGCUACCAAUACUGGUCCAGAUGCUAUGAAUUUUCGAGCAGAUUAUACGCUCGACGUGCAGCAAGUAUACACGGAUCUUGUUCUCGCUAUCAUCGGCUUUGAGCAGAAUCUGGAUAUAUUAGGCGUGCCGCGUAAAGCAAACACCUCGCCACCUGAAACCUGGCCUUCCUGGGUUCCGGACUGGUCCACUUGGGAUACUACAUCUAUGCUCAACUGCCGGGAGCGUCACGCAAGCUAUGCGGCAAACGACGAGAUACUUGUACGAAAUGCAGCAGGCGACACAAGAGCUGCGCCACAAGUGAGUAGUGACAAGCGUCUGCUCGGACUUGAAGGAAAUGUGUUCGACGAAGUUACGAACGUAGGUGCUAUCUACGAAAGCGACGACAAAUUGCUAGACUUCAAUGUUUGGUUGAUAGCCUUCUUCAAAUUCUGGAAGGACUGCACAAAAGCUCUGCUACACUGGGAAAGCAUAUCUGAAGCCCGUAGCGGCAAGUUGUAUCCCCCAACUGGAGAGACCAUGCUUGAUGCGUAUUGGCAAACCAUCACAGGGGGCUGGCAAGUCGGAGGACAUGAGUUGUCUUCAUCGACUUAUGUUAAAUGGGAUUCGUAUCACCGGCCUGCAGCCUCCCUCCGACGACUCGUAGGUCGUUCGAUCGCAACGACCUCAGCCUAUGGCUGGUUGACUGUGGGCCUUUGCGUAUGCAAGCAAAUGUACCGUCCAAUCCCAGAGUUGGGGUUUGAUUUUACCCUGGCAACUAACCGCCGGUUCAUACGGUCCAAGAAAGGCUUCAUGGGCCUAGUUCCAGCGGAAACUCGUUCUGGCGACAAAAUCGCCUUGUUCAAAGGUGGGGGGUCUCCAUUGAUCAUCCGAGCUCACGGGGAGAACUGGGAGUUGGUUGGAGACAGUUAUGUGCAUGGUAUGAUGAAUGCUGAGUGCUUUCGCGAGGAUGAGUGUCACACUAUGUGGUUAGCGUAACGAAAGUCUAUAUGAUCAUGCCUGCUGUACAAAAUCAAAAGAACGCUGCUCUGUAUUGUGUGGUACGAUCGUCGUUAUACGACACUGAAACUCAAGAAGCCACUGCAAGCUUAAACCUUUGAUAUUAAACAUCCUCCUCUUUACUAAUACAACAAAAUGUCGACACCAAGCGGUGAGAAGUCAUCGCUCCUCC